GAGAGACUUUCAACCCCCGUGAACCUCCUCUUCCAACAAGCCUUGUCCCGAAUCGAAAGCUGUGGCCAUGGAUCAAUCCCCAUACCCACCGGGCGGCCACGCCCGCGCCCACUCUCGCAGUACUCCCAAUUUGCCUCCACCGUUCGUGAGCGUUGACAACUCGAACAAUAUGAUUGUAGAGGCUGGGGGAGGAAGUGAAGGACCUCGGUUGACUACUGAGGUUGGUCGUGAGCAUAGUAGCAGUGAGGGCGCUGCGGCAUCUCACUCUCGCGCACACUCUAAUAGCUCCCCUAUGCCUGCUCUACAACUCAGUAGCUCUGUUGGCUCGGAUGAUACAGUCGUAGCUGGUAGUCAAGGGACCAUUAGGGCCAGGCCAAGCGGUGGACACACUUACAGUGACGGAGCUACGUACCCGCACAAUCGAGGACAAGGCGCGCAGAGUUCGAGGGGUCAAACCUGGCAAGAUUUCUUGAGAGAGUCCGGAGGCGAUGCUGCAGAGGGCCCGUAUCCUUCCUUCCUCGAUCAGCCUCGCCGUCGGUCGUCGAGGUUGUCUUAUGUCGAGUCGGCGAACCCUCGACCGUCACCUCAACCACCAACGACGCUAGCGCCAUCAGACAGAAAACGACGGUCGACCGCACCUGAACCUCCUCCCACCGCGCAGCCCGGACACCACAGAGGCCACAGCAGUGUCUCAUUCACUCGCCCACCGCUUCCAUUGCCGCGCCCGCCUCGUCAACGCAGUCACGCACACUCUGCGUCUGCUUCUGUCCUGCCGUCUUCCAACCUCAACCUCUAUGCCUCACACCGCCGGCAAUCUCCGCUUCCACCUCUCCCUCCGCUCUCACAGCAGUCACCGCGGCGGUUAUCAUCCUUCCACCCACCGCCCGACUACUUUCAAAACAACCCUCCUCAAGACAGCGACGACAUCAUGCUCCCUCCGUGGCAGCCAGACUCUGAAGUGACUCAAUGCCCUGUCUGUAGCUCCAAUUUCACCUUCUUCACACGCAAACAUCACUGUCGCAAAUGCGGACGCGUUGUGUGCGCGCGUUGCUCUCCACACAGGAUCACGAUCCCGCGCCAGUUCAUUGUUUGCCCCCCGCUGGAGGACCUCGACGCCUUAUCACCGCACGCAGCCAUAUCAGCCGGAGAGUCUAAUUUCGAUGCUGUUCCGGAGACGUUCAGCCCGUCCGCCCUGAAUCCUGCCCUUGGAGGCGGAGAGGAAGUCCGAGUCUGCAAUCCAUGCGUCCCGGACCCUAACUUUAGCCCACCACCACGCCGCCAGGAGGUGCCCCAGGGUAGCUCCCAGCCGCUGCAAAACACUGGCCGGCAGCGUCUGCUAGAUCGGACACAAGAAGGCCACAAUGCGUUCUCCGUGGGCCGAAAUGGCCACCUUUCCCCUCAUCAAAGCCCUUCUUCUACCGCAAGCACCCAGAGCUCGGCACCCCGCGUCCCCUCUCCCGCGGAUUCACUCCUAUUUCCAACAUUUGAGGACGACAGGUCCAUACGCCGCGUCUCUCCUGCUCCUACACCACGUGCCCGCAAUGAACUCACCGAGGACGAAAUGUGCCCGGUUUGCGGCCGGGAGCUACCCCCUGUGCCCGCUGGCGUGGAUAGAACCACGGCCCGAGAGGAGCACGUCGCGGCCUGCAUCACAGACCGUAUGAGUGGAUCACCUGCCGGAAACGCGGCCUCUGCGUCCGGUUCUGGCCGUCAAACCAACAUGAGCUACCAGAAGCUCACCUGGAAGGCCACCGAGAAGGACUGUGAAGGGGAGUGCAUAGUGUGCUUUGAGGAGUACGAGGAGGGGGAGGACUUGGCGCGCUUGGCGUGUCUGUGCAAGUUCCAUAAUGCCUGUAUCGCGCAAUGGUGGGCUGUCAAGGGCCCAGGGAGCUGCCCCACACAUCAGCUCCAGGUGUAGUGGAGUUGGCGUGGAUGGGUAGCUCUUUGGGCGUCUUCCGAGCGGGGUUCUAGGGGUAGAAGGUUGGGGUUUCGGUGCUGAUUUCUGGUGUUUAUGGCGUACAUGUUGCUCUGGUUCUGAUUUCCACACUCCUCAUAGAUACCCAAGGCGGGACGCCCUAGUCUGGGUAGGUUGUUUGUUUCACUGACUCCUCUCUGACAUUGUCAGACUGCCCCCAAAGAGUCAUUCAUGGCACAUGACUCCACGCGAUGUAAUAGUAGAUACGACGUGAAUCGAACCAAUAGCGCUGCCGCAGAUCUGGAGCUCCGAGAUCUGAUCGCAUUCGUGGAGUUGGUCACUGACAAGCUGGCC
Messenger RNA from Mytilinidion resinicola, 2269 nucleotides. RefSeq names its product FYVE-domain-containing protein. The record is from RefSeq and is a predicted model, not a curated record. Gene Ontology annotation, molecular function: metal ion binding. NCBI's taxonomy places the organism in Eukaryota, Fungi, Ascomycota, Dothideomycetes, Mytilinidiales, Mytilinidiaceae. The transcript is spliced from 3 exons. Bases 68 to 1918 code for a protein of 616 amino acids.